Exaiptasia diaphana is the source of this 1611-nucleotide messenger RNA. Its product is annotated as TNF receptor-associated factor 4. NCBI's taxonomy places the organism in Eukaryota, Metazoa, Cnidaria, Anthozoa, Actiniaria, Aiptasiidae. Gene Ontology annotation, biological process: positive regulation of JNK cascade; regulation of canonical NF-kappaB signal transduction; protein K63-linked ubiquitination. Gene Ontology annotation, cellular component: plasma membrane signaling receptor complex. Gene Ontology annotation, molecular function: protein binding; zinc ion binding. The coding region runs from base 9 to 1049 and encodes 346 amino acids. The transcript is spliced from 5 exons. The record is from RefSeq and is a predicted model, not a curated record.
UUACCAAGAUGGCUGACAGUUCUGGAAUGCCGUCAGGAUUUGACUACGAGUUUGUGAUGGAACUAGACGAUGAAUAUGCCUGCCCAAUUUGUCAUCUUGCUAUGCGAAUGCCAGUGCUUACGAAGUGUGGACAUAGAUUUUGUAAGGAGUGUUUAGAAGAGGCCAAUAAGAGUCGUCAGAAUUGUCCACUCGAUCAAGAAGAGCUUGGCCCACAACAUGUGUUUGAAGACAAGGCAACCGAACGUAAAAUUCUKUCGUUGAAAGUAAAGUGUCCAAAUAAAGGAUGUGAAUGGCAGGGAGAGCUGAGAAGUGCCAAGUCUCACGUAGACGAGUGUCCGCUGACUAUUAUACCCUGCAGUUACGGGACAUUUGGAUGUGACUUCAAGGAUCAAAGAAAAUCUUUGAUUGAGCACGUGAUUGUCACACAUCUUGCAUUUACCGUGGAAAAACUUACGGAACUACUUCAAGAAAAUGAACAUCUCAAAAAAGAAAUCCAAAAAGUGAAUCGAGACUACGCGGAUAUUGCUGCCCAACUUUCGUCAAUGAAUACAAUGGCGCAAGAAGGGAAUAGAUUACGGCAGCGUUUGUCAUACACAUGGAAGGUGAACGACUUUGGUCAGCAGCUACAGAACGCUAAAAACCAAAAUCGACAUGUAAGACUAUACUGUGACCCAUUUUGCACCCACAAGAAUGGAUACAGACUUAUAAUAGAGCUUCAUCCAAAUGGCAACGGAGAGGGUCUGGGCACCCAUGUAUCUGUGUAUCUCAUUAUCAUGCGCGGUGAAUACGAUGCUAUAUUGACUUGGCCAUUCCCCCAUAAAAUCAAGUUCAUGUUACUUGACCAGAAACCAGACCAAGCGCAGAGGAAAAACGUGGAUUUUACUUGUAUCUCUCACACUGGAAAUCAAGAUUUUUUCAAAAGACCUUCAAAUGAUUAUAAUAGUGGUAUCGGAUGCCCUUGUUUUAUUUCACAUGAAGAUUUAACAAAGGAAUCUUACGUUAUUGAUGGAAAAAUUUUCCUAAGACUUGAACUGAAACAAGCCUCUUGAUUUUAUCCUGUCAUAAAGUCGUACUUUUGGCUAGCCAGCUUGUGCACUUAAUCAUUCGUCUUUAAAGUAUGAAUAAAUAUAAAUUGAGCAAGCUGAACAAUCUAAAUAUAAGUCCGCCAUUUGCUAUAUAGCUACCAACAAACGUAAAAUAGAGCGCAAACACAAAAAACAUGAAAUAUGGUGAAACGGGUUGAAAGAUGUCAUUGAAACCCAUGAAACAAAAAUUGAUUAUAUAAAAAUGUGAUCAAAUAAACACACGCAAGAAAAAAUAAUGUAAUUGGCCUUUAACAAAGCGAAAAAGGGACUGGUUCUGAACUUCAAAAUCUAAUUAAAUAAUGGUUCCAAAAAGAAUAACCCCAUCAGGUGAGAGAGAACCAUAUAAAAGGCUUACUGACUAAGUUUCAUGAUGUUUGAACUUAUAGAAAUAAAGUUACGGACAUUCAAACCAUGUCAAAAUUACAGAAAUGUAUGGUGUCCAGCCAAAGCGUCCAGCCAAACAUACAUUCUUUGUAAUUUUAGUAAUUUUUGAAAAAUUCUAUUUCCAUUUCUAAUGACUUAAACU